This is a messenger RNA of Aspergillus calidoustus, 339 nucleotides long. The record is from the annotation of a GenBank genome assembly. Lineage: Eukaryota; Fungi; Ascomycota; Eurotiomycetes; Eurotiales; Aspergillaceae.
AUGGGAGCUGUGAGGAGAACAAAGACGAAGCGAAGGACUAGGGAUUAUGACCAGGUCCGCGCCGAUGUCGAGAACCCGAAGCAUCUUUCGCAGUACAAGGCGACCAAGGAUCCGGAGGAUCUCCCCGGCCUAGGAAGGCAUUACUGCGUCGAAUGCGCUAAAUGGUUCGAAAGUGAUUACAACUUGGUUGCGCAUAGGAAGGGCAAGAACCACAAGAGAAGACUUCGCCUGCUGAAAGAAGAACCGCACUCACAGAAGCUCGCCGAAGCCGCCGUGGGAUUGGGGACGGACAAUGGCGUACGAUCGCAAGAAAACGACGAGAUGGCCAUGGACAAUUGA